This is a messenger RNA of Girardinichthys multiradiatus, 714 nucleotides long. RefSeq names its product extensin-like. NCBI's taxonomy places the organism in Eukaryota, Metazoa, Chordata, Actinopteri, Cyprinodontiformes, Goodeidae. The transcript is spliced from 3 exons. The record is from RefSeq and is a predicted model, not a curated record. Bases 1 to 714 code for a protein of 237 amino acids.
AUGAGGGCACAUGACCAGAACGCCCAGCCACCCCCGGACCCAAGGGGCAGAGCCAACAGAGCACCCAGUCCCCGAAGCCCGGCACCAGACAGCAGCCACAACCAGGUGAACCGAGACCACUGGGCCAGCCGGGCAGUUAAGCAGACCCCACGAUGCACCACCCCGCCCACUACCAUGCCCAAGGGAAAGAUGCCGGCCCAGCAAGCCAAAGGGUGCCACAGAAAGGCCCCAGCACAUGGAGCAAAGAGGUCACACCCCCAUGCAGGGACGCAGACCCACGUACAUCCAGGAACCAUCCAGCAAACGAGCAUACCCCACUCCAGUACGAGGCCGAGAAGCCCGACACAAAAAGCAAGAGAGCCCACAGUGCCAAAACCAAAACCCAUCCGGAAGCCAAGACCAAUCCACCCCGAGACCAACCCCGGCAAGCCCGCACACUUGAACCAUGCAGACCCCUCCAAACCCCCUCCCCCAGACAGAAAAGGGACCGGCGUCAGUAACCGGAACCAAGACAAGGAACCAGAAACCGAGCCGGAACCACCCAAGACCAAACAACGCCCCCAACCAUCCAAGGCCAACCACCCAUCCCCACCCCAGGAGGAAACCUACACCCACCCCAGCAUUCGAACAACUCCCAGAGCACAUAAGACAUUGGAUACCCAGGUUGACCCCGCCCCACCCCCUCCCACAGACCCAGCAGAAUGUGCUCCUUGA